Messenger RNA from Stylonychia lemnae, 933 nucleotides. NCBI's taxonomy places the organism in Eukaryota, Ciliophora, Spirotrichea, Sporadotrichida, Oxytrichidae. The record is from the annotation of a GenBank genome assembly.
AUGUCUAGCGGGGAAGACUCAACAGCUCAAUAACAUCAGCAGCGCAGUGAAAUCUUGAAUAGAUCUCACCACUAUAAAAAGAGUUCUAAGAUUACGAAGCAAGCCUUUAAGGAAUUAUUUGCCUUUGAAGAAAACGAUAGAGACAAGAAGCAACUAAAAAAGGAUUUCAAAAAGAUUGAAAAGUAAAACAAGGGACAGGUUAAAUUUAAGCAUUUACUUGAUUACUAUCUAUCUGGAAGUGAGAACUUUGGAGGACAGAUGAAAGAAAUCGAUUCAAGAAAAAUACUUGAGGCGCUAGAGAGCGAAAAUGAUUAAGGGUUUAAUGAGAGACUUUUGAAAUUAAUAUGUGUUAACUAAGCAAUAAUGAAGUUUCAAAAAGAACUUAACAAUCUUCAAGAAUUCAAAGAGGACAUCUUGAGCUCAUUGUAAUAUAAACUUUUCUUUAAUGCUUUAAUGCUUAGUGAUGAAGAAGAUCCCUCAGAUAAAUUAUAAAAUUUCCUUAGUACUAUGAAAAUUCAGUAGCAAUCAAUUAUACAAGAGAAUCAAGAGUUUGACAAGAAUAUUCAGCAGAUUGACAUGAAACUGUAAAAUAUGAUGACAUUCAUGAAUGACUUUGCUGUCAAUUUCUAAACUUCACUGAGAGAUACUAGUACUUCAUUUAGACCAUCUUCCAGUUCAUACUCCAUGAGACCUUCAUCAUAGGGCUACAGAGCAGGGCUGCUAACUACUUAAGUGUGGCCCAAAUCAAGAAUGCUUUUCGCUAUUGUAUCUAAGAUGUCUAAAGAGGGAUACUUGAAUGAGCAGUAGAGAGGUGUGCUUAAAGAUCUUAUUCUAGAUUAUGAUCAAAGACUCCUUACAUGCUUGCAAGAAUAUGAAAUUGGUGGAGACAGAGAGAAACUUUACUAUAACUUGAUAUAGAUUGCAAAUGGUUGA